Hibiscus syriacus is the source of this 612-nucleotide messenger RNA. RefSeq names its product protein GRIM REAPER-like. NCBI's taxonomy places the organism in Eukaryota, Viridiplantae, Streptophyta, Magnoliopsida, Malvales, Malvaceae. Bases 53 to 544 code for a protein of 163 amino acids. The transcript has a single exon. The record is from RefSeq and is a predicted model, not a curated record.
CUUCCAUUAACUUACACUCUUGUAUGCAAAAAUUCCCUACCAUUUCAAAGCAAUGGCUUCUAAUAGCAUUCUCAAGCUUAUAGCCAUUCUCACCCUUGCCGUUUCAAUCCUCUUAUCUCUCCAUCCUCAAGCAACCUUCUCAUUUCGAAUCGAAGACUUCGACGAAGAAGAAGAAGAAUACGUGCUUGAUCAUCCUCCCAUCAUCCCAAACCUUCGAUCUCGAAGCCGGUUCUUAACAACCUCACCGAAGAAAGAUAAGAUCAGGAAAGGUGCACAUUGCGUACACGACCCCUACCAAAACAUAUGCAACGUCAUUUCGGUGAACAACGGGACUGGCAUACUAUAUUGUUGCAAGACGCAUUGUCGAAACGUGCUUCGUGAUCGGAAUAACUGCGGAGUAUGCGGGAAUCGAUGCCAGUUCGGGCAACGUUGCUGUGGUGGGGUUUGUACGGAUGUUGUCAACAAUGUUAAUCAUUGCGGCAAGUGUGACAAACAAUGCUCAGCAGGAGUGAAGUGUGAGUAUGGAUAUUGUGGUUACGCUUGAUUAGAUUAAAUAUCAUAUAUAUAUAUAUAUAUAUAUAUAUAUUGAUUUUUAUCAAAUAUUCAAAAAGC